AUGGAAGCCGUCAGUGAGCUGAAGCAGAUCCCCUCGGAGAUCGAGGUCAAGACUGCAGAAGAACCAGCUUUUACACCGGACCCGAAAAUGGAGAAGCAAGUUCUGCGCAGGCUUGAUGCGCUUGUCUUGCCUAUCAUUGCCAUGAUGUAUCUCCUAUCGUUCCUCGAUCGGUCAAAUAUUGGAAAUGCCAGAGUGGCUGGUCUUCAGAAAGAUCUUCAAAUGUCAGACUGGGCAUUCCAUGUAGCUGUCACCGUGACCUAUGUCCCAUACAUUUGCGCUGAAAUCCCCUCAAACCUUCUAAUUGCAAAAGUCGGGGCAAGGCGACUUAUCCCAGGCUUGUGCAUAUCUUGGGGCCUUGUUACCACACUCCAAUGCUUAGUCCAAAGUUUUGGGGGGCUUGUUGCCUGUCGAUUUUUCUUGGGCUUGUGCGAAGGUGGUCUGAUCCCUGGUAUCAUGGUCUACCUCGCUUCUUUCUAUCGACGUCAUGAGCUUCAGCUUCGCGUUUGCAUCUUCUUCGGAUUUUCCGCCCUUGCUGGAGCAUUCUCAGGCCUUCUGGCGGCCGCUAUUGUGAAUCUCCAUGGAGUAGGUGGCAUGGAAGGAUGGCGUUGGAUAUUUCUUCUGGAAGGGCUCUUCACCGUCGUUUUCGGCAUUGUGGCAUUAUUCUUGAUACCCAACAAUCCACGUCAGGUCCUCUCCUUCAAAGAACAUCAUGCCAAAUACUGCGAGAAAAGACUCAAGGCCGAUGUCAUCAGCAAUGAGGUUGAGUCGACCAAGUUCAAUUUGCAGAACUUCCUCUCUGCCUUCACCUCCUUACAUAUCUGGGCUCUUGUCCUCCUCCAGACGGCAGGAGGCAUGUUAUUCUUCGGCCUCGCUUAUUUCAUGCCCAGCAUUGUGGCUACCCUGGCGAGGUCAUUCACAGACACCCCCACCGUUGUUCAAAUCCAAUUGCUGACGGUUCCUCCAUUCGUUUUCGGAUUCGUGGGAUCUGUGGUGGUAGCAAUUGUCUCAGACAAAUAUCAAGCUCGGGGCUAUACAGCCCUUGUGAUGCAGCUCUUCUCGAUCGUCGGCUUCGCAGUGUUCUUGGGCACCUCUCCUACCCGUGGUCGAGUCAGAUAUGCGGCGAUUAAUCUGUUGAUCUUCGGCACCUACAGCGCGGCACCAUCAAUCCUAGUGUGGCCCCCAAAUAACGUGGCUCCAUACACAAAGCGGGCUACUGCGAUUGCAAUGACCUUCAUCGGCACCAAUCUUGGAGGACUGGCGUCUUCUUGGAUUUACCCAAGCUCCAGUGCUCCCGCAUUCAGGCUCGGAAGCAUACUCAACCUUACUUCCGCCUGCGUCUUGUGGUUUACAGUUGCCUUCCUCACUUAUUACUUCAAGCACGAGAAUACACUCAAGGUCAAGAAUCGCGAGCAGCUGUUGAGAGGAUUGGAGGAUAAGACAAUGCAUGAGCAAUAUGAGAUCUUGGGAGACAGACAUCCUGAUUUCAAAUAUACGCCCUGA
This is a messenger RNA of Exophiala mesophila, 1500 nucleotides long. RefSeq lists its product as uncharacterized. The transcript is spliced from 3 exons. Gene Ontology annotation, cellular component: membrane. The record is from RefSeq and is a predicted model, not a curated record. Gene Ontology annotation, biological process: transmembrane transport. NCBI's taxonomy places the organism in Eukaryota, Fungi, Ascomycota, Eurotiomycetes, Chaetothyriales, Herpotrichiellaceae. Bases 1 to 1500 code for a protein of 499 amino acids. Gene Ontology annotation, molecular function: transmembrane transporter activity.